AUGGCGCGGACAGGAUUCGAAUCACUCCGCACUGCCUCACAUGUGCUGUCGUGGCUGUUGCGUGGCCGUAGCGAAGAGUUACCAGUAGAUCGUGUGCUUGAGGCUAUUCGAUCAAUUUAUGGUGUGGUGCCUCUGGGUGGGCGCGUGGGCGGUGCAGACGGCUCAACACCGCCAGCAACGCCCAAAAACGCGGCAUUGACCUUGUUUUCAGCUGCAAAAGAUAGUCAUGCUGCCGAAAAUUCGGCUCAAGACCAAAGCGAAGAAAAAUUAUGGUCGACACUCCUCUCAAGCGUGCAGUUGCCGGUCUCCGGAAACCAAGAGGACGUCCGAAACGCGCUGGAGACUCUUCAAAACCAACAGAAACGUCAGACACCACUGGAUAUUGAGAAUUUAAGGCGACAAUUCUUUGCCGCAAGACGAGAUUAUUUUGCUGUACGCGUGGAGCUUUUACGUGCCGCGCGAAACCCGCAGCAUCCGAAUGCUCACGCGGCUGGAGAGGUUGUUGACGAGCUGCUCAAGGAAGGAUUGCGUGAGGUACUUCUAGAAGAAGUCCAUGGACGUCAGUUUGUCUAUUCACCUUCCUUGGUGGGUGUAGAAAUUGCGGAGCGUAACGCACUUAAAGAAUGGGAGGCAUCGCUGGAGAGUGCAAUAAAGAUAGCCAAGACUGUAUUCACUUGGGAAGUGCGCGUGUUUGACGACGUGAUCACUUCAAGCACAUUGGCUAUUACCGACGUACAGGAGAUAGCACGAGAUUUGACCCAAAUCGGGGUUAUAAUUGCUGUCAGACUGUUGCAUACUAUUGAAGAUGUACAAGAUUGCACUGUUAUGCUACACGUGACUAAGACAUUUUUCUUGUCAGAACUAAAUCGAGAUUCGUACAGGGACAACAUAACGUCUCCAGUGCCAGGAGUAUUGUUGCUGGCUUGGGCCACAUUGUUAGGUCGUCAUUACCGGAAGUUGAUGAUGUUGCAUGGAAAUACUGAGCAAGUGAAAGAGCUGCAAAUCAUGCUGCAAGAGACCCUGACAGCAGCUGAGCGACUGCAUGGUUUUCAUUAUCUUAAUGCUUUGCUCCAAUCACUUAUAUUUCGUAAUCAUGCAGAAUCUGACAGUAUAGCCAUGCUGCACCCGCUAAGUCUACACGUGAAGAAUGUAUGGGAGUUACCAACUGUGGCUGUAUUGAGUGUCCGCACACAGACAACGACAACACAUUAUCAGAAUAUUUGUAGCCACAAUCGCGUUUAUCAGCAUGUUGUGGCAACUUUCUUAAACGACAUGCUUUCGACGCUGAGAUUCUUAGACGAGUUAAGCGGAGUUCAAGAGCUGCACGCGAUGAUUAAAUUUGUCCUGCCUGUUCUUUCCAAUGCAGAUGUGGCUAAACGCACUCUCGGAAUCGACGUAGAAGACGGCGAGAUAUUGGGUGUGGUCACUGGAGACAAUUUUGUACUUGGUGAUUUAUUGGUAAAAGCUCGGACUAAUCUACCGGGAACGUUGCUGUCCUGUUUGGAAAUGUUGACGGCACUGUGCUGUCAGUAUCAGGACGUGUCGUCCUCUACUGUGCUGCGUCAAGUGCUGAAGAUUUUCACUCAUCCAAACCCGGGUUUUACUGGUGACGCUACUAGACGUGUCUGUCGUCCAGUGCCACCAGCAGAGUACUAUAAAAACCUCGCAAAUGAGUCGGAAUCUGUACAGUGCACGCGCUCAUUUGCUUAUGAGGAUGGUGAUGGUCGAUCAGUGGUAGUUGUUGGGACGAUCGGCACACUCGUCCACACAAACAGUGGGAUCCAAGUGGAAUGGGAUCUCACAGAUAGCAACGAUAGCCCCAAAGUCUUGUCGUUGUGGAUUUUGCUGCUGAUACGCACCGAAACCUUUGCAACGAUUGUCCAGUCCACGUCAUUUGAUGAAGUAUUUCGCACAGAUUUGGAAUUAAUUAGCAUACUGAAAGCGUUUUUUGAAUUUAUCGUCCAUCUAGGACCGGAAGAAAGUGGUGGACAUUUUGCCUUGGAGGAAAUGCAGCGAAGCUGGGGCGAGGCCAGACUUCUUCGAUGGUGGACAAAAUAUCAACUUUCGUCGCGUGAAUUGUACGUGCCUCUGCUUGUACGACAGCAGGUAACGCUUCCGAGGUUGCUGUCUGCGUCCAGCGAAAAUCUUGUGUCUUGGGGUGUUCGGGACCGAUACGUACGACAGCAAAUUUUGGCGCAUUUUGAAGAUUGUAAACGCUAUGACGCUGACAGUGUUGGCGAUGUAAGCACUCUUAACGUGUUUGCUGUUGAUGGAGGUAUUCACUUGCUUCAUUUUUUAUUGAAUGUGCUUGAUGGCUUCUUGAAAGCUUCUUCGGGCGGUGAAAGCGAAAGCGGGACAGCGCCAUAUAUUCAUUUUGUGAAAACAUGUUUUCUUGCUUUUCAAACGCUUCUGGCCUCAACAUUUGGAGUCAAGUUAUUGAUGACUUCCUUGCUAGAUGGAGGACAAGCGGAGUGCGUUCAUUUGAUUGUUAAGACCGCCAGAAAGCUGUUUGAAGUACAAGAGCGAUUAGUGGGAGUCUAUUCAGUAGUACUUGCAACACUAGAGAUUUUCAUUAGUGUUGUGCGAUGGUUCUUGGCAAAAGAAGCUCAAGCACUUUCAAAUUCAGGACCUAUUACGGAGUCGUUCGUAGCGAUGGAACGACUCUGGUUUGUCAAAGGCGCAGAGUUCGCGAUCGAAGUGCUAUCAAUCCAUGAAAGCUGGAAGUUUGUGUCAGUUGGCGAACGUUGUGAGGUCUCCGAACGUUGCAUUCGUUUGCUUUACGUACUGGUGCAUCCGCGCAAAUACUUUCACGAGCAAAAUGAAAUGAUUCUUGCUCUCGAACAAGCGUUGUGCGACUCGUUGUCUACCGAUAUGUCGCUUGUAGCAAAGGUGUUGCGAUACUGUUAUGCUUCAGUAUCUCGUUUGGCAAAACACUCUAUUGACAAUUGGAACAGUGCUGCGACUCCCGAUGCAGAUACUGGCUUGAAAGCUGAAAAGUAUUUGUCGCUUAUCUAUGAAAGCACAGCUGGUAAUUGUGAAGCCAAUAUUUUUCAGCAUGAAAGCCUCGUAAUAACAUGUUUACGUAUCAUCGAAUUGCUUCUUGCAAGUAAGAUGGAUCGCGAUGAUGUUGCAGCCGCUCGCAAGAUCUUGCUAUUACCCAUUAAUGGGCUCAACCUUGACUUGUCACUAACACUUGUCACGCUAUGUGGUUGCUACCUCGAGUUUUAUGUUGAUGAUUCACCUGACAUCGUGUAUUGGUCAUUACGGAUUCUUCAGCAUUCCGCUGUCGCGCUAGACUGCCGAGUAGAAUAUGAAACUACUUCUAUGCCCUCGCUUUUUGCUUUGUUUUAUGAAUGCCAGGACAUAGUUUGUGUGCGCAGCAGGUUUAUCCAACUAUUACAAGCAUCUUCACCUCAGCAUUUGGCAAUACGAAAAGAGGUGAUUGAAUUGCUAGCCUUGUGUUUGGAGCAUCAACCAAAUUUUUUAACGCUUCUAGUUUUUGGAAGCGAAUCAGAUACGAACAAAGUAGAAAACUCGCUGUCAUUUCUUACAGUGCUUACUCAGCAAUUCGAUGUAUCUGAGAGGCUUUUGGAGCAGUCAUCGGACUUUCUAUGUGCACUAUUAGCUUUCCUCGCGAACGUGUGGGAGGGUGCCGUUAAUGAGGGUCAUUGCUUGCACAUGAAAAUCAUUACAGCUUUACGUGCACUUCCUACAUUCUGGCCUAAUGUGACCCGAGUACUGAAGAUACACAUGCCGUUGGACUCAGUGGAGUAUGGUUUGCUGGAUAUGGAAUUGGCAGUCGCUACUGCACAAGGUCUGGGGGAUGUUAAGAGCUUGUCUAGCUUAUACGUUGGACGCUCGAGUGCUUAUGGAUAUUUAGCCCGCGGUCUGAUUCUCCAGUUGAUUUCACUCGAGUGGCAUAAUGAAGCGUCAACGCAGAGCGACCACCCCCUUGUCAAAGUACUAGAGUCGUUUCGAAAGGAGGGUUUGUAUUUGCACUGGUUACGCUCGUUGACUCGAUUGGACUAUUCACCAACUCUAUUAAAGCAGCAAAUGUCGUCUAUCCGACGUAUUUGCACGGCAAAUAAGCCUAUCACAAAUUUCUUGAGCGCACUACCUAUCGGCGAGAUCCAAAAGUACGCUGAGGGAUUAAUUUGUGACGAAAGAACGCUCAAGUGGCAGUUGAGUGCAGGAGGCGAGUUGAAUAUAGAGACCUGUCCGGCCGAUAUCCGUGCGAUCAAAUUAAUUCAGUGGGGUAACUUGCAAGCAGCGUAUUUGCAUGCACAGCUCUUUUCUCUGGCCAAAUGGAAAGAGUUCAUGGAAAUGUGCUGUCUUCAGGCAGGUGCACCACUUAAUACAAAUGAAAAGCCGCUCAGUCGAAAAAUGUCAAUGAUUUCGUCGCCUCGAAGCAUAACGAGUAAUGCUUCAAUUAUUGAGGCUGUGAAACCCGCUUCUCCUGCAUCAAGCUCGAAAAAUGAAUUCUCGCGCUUUUUUGGCGAUCGCACGUCGUUUGAACUGAUUCAAGUGGUCGCGGACGUGAUCAAAAGUCGAAUGCAACAGCAUCAAGUCAACAACGAUCCGCUCGAUUAUUUCGUGAUGGUGCAUUUGCAAAUUCUAGUAAAGCUUUUAGUGUCAAUGCUGCAUCACCAAAUGUGUCUUGUUCUUUGCAAGACAUGUGACCCCAAGCUAUCGCAGACGCGACAGCGUCUUAAGGUACAUGGCACCGAUUCAAGUCUCAGAUUUGACACGAAAACGACGCUGGAAUUACUGACUGUGAUUGAAAGGACUACGGCUGCAGUGCAUGAUUCAAAAGAGCAAAUCACAAGUGAGUUCGAAGUCGUGCGUAUAGGCAGCAAAAGCAAAACGACCUUUGAAAGCUUAAUGGCAGUCUCGGUUUUUUGUCGCCUGGUAAAAGAUCUUGAAAACAAAGUCGAAUCUUUGCUUACUGAUUUGUUUACGUCACUUUUCACGGCGGCUUUGAUGCUCAUUCGCCACUUGAAUGAGAUGCCAAAUAAAGUCACCGAUCAAAAUUCAGAGAUGGUUUCUGUGUCGCUACCUGAGCCUCUGUUCCAAGCAAAGUUUAUCGGACAUAGUACCAGAGUCAUCACUUCAUGUAACGACUGGAAAAGUUCCUCUCAAGUUUUGUGCCAAUUAAGUUGCUUUUUGUUGAUAGAAGUUCUUGAUAGGGUCGGUAAUCUUGGUACUCGAAAGUUGAAGCUGCUCUUGGGAAAUGAAGCUGACUUAACACCGUUUGUCAAAGAGCUGGAACACCAACAAGGGAUAACCACUUUGCUUCAUUUGCUAAUGCAGAGCUUCCGUCCUGCAUUGUAUACCAAGGACGUGGCUGCGCGACAAGAGGACGCUUGUUACGUGUUGCACGGUUUAGUAGCAAUUGUAUGGAACUCAUCGAAUGCUGAAUUAUGUCGACGAGUUAUGCUGCAAGAUGGCAAUACGCGUGUAUCAAAUUGGCUGUUCAUUCUGCUAGCGACUAAGCUGCUCCCAUUGCUUCAAGCUCAAAUGAUACGUGAAGAGAGUAACACAAAUCUGCGCGGUUAUGUGAGUUCGGAUGACCAGAUGACAGAAGAGUUUAACCGAUCCAUGGCACACCGAAUGUGGUGCCUUGUGUUAGAUUUUGUGGGUGGUCUGUUGCGUUUAUCAAGAAAUGUGGAUGCAAAUGAUGCGAGUGUGUGGGAGUUUUUGUCGUACGCAGAGCCUUUGAUAUUAGCAGGAGUUGAGUCAGCAAACAGCCGUCGAUUGACUCGGGCUGUUAUUGCUGAACAUCAAGCACUGCUACGAUUCCUGAACGGUCUAAGUGGGUCUGCUUGGAGGCGACAACGCUGGCGUCAAGCAUUCCCUACGUCUCUUGUGGUGCUCAUGGAGCAAUGCCGCCAGUUCCUUCGUCGUGCAUGCGUGCUACUAGGUAAUUCCUCAUCAGAAAUCCCUCGUAAGCGCAAGGAUGUUAGUCCAAUGAAAACAAAAGCGUUAGGCAGAGCUGUUGUUGGAUUCCUCCCACCAAAGUCACCGCGAUCGCCACGCUCCCCUUCAGCUUUUACUCUUGUUCGUCAGACACUGCUGCUAGAGCAUUUGCAGGCUGUUUCAGAGAUUGAGAAACAAGAGCUGACUCAAUUUUAUCAGGAAAUGGAGGCUGAACUUCUUGAGACUGUGCAGCUGUCAAGUCUGUUGUUUGUUAAGUGGACCGCGUCUUUGACGGAAAGUGUUGCAGUCGUUGUGGUCAAUGGAGUACGUCAUGUGGAUGAAGAGCAGCUCGUUCCUUUACUCGAAUUUAUACCACCGAGUGAUGCACAAUCAAUGAAUAGCAGAUUAGGUUUGGGUCAUUUGUGCCUUGCAAUGGACUUUAUGCUUGAUCAGCUGGAAAUGGCAAACGACUUAUCUAAGAGGAGCAUGGUGGCAAAUGCAAUUAACGUAAGUGCAUUGCUGUUUAUGAAAACGUAUCUUCUUCAUGCUGAGCUGUACGAGCUGGUCAAACGUGACUGUGACGAGUUGAAAACUUUUAUUCGUCAGUUACGUGACCGAGUCUCCGAAAUCGACGCUGCUGAAAUCGAUGCGCAAUUAUUUGAGCACAUUAGCAAGAUCAUAGCUGCGUAG
Molecule: messenger RNA, 6606 nt
Organism: Plasmopara halstedii
Lineage: Eukaryota; Oomycota; Peronosporomycetes; Peronosporales; Peronosporaceae
Exons: 3
Coding region: 1-6606 (2201 amino acids)
Biological process (GO): protein import into nucleus; RNA export from nucleus
Cellular component (GO): nuclear pore inner ring
Molecular function (GO): structural constituent of nuclear pore
Source: RefSeq, a predicted model, not a curated record